Pocillopora damicornis (cauliflower coral) is the source of this 1136-nucleotide messenger RNA. Its product is annotated as phosphoribosyl pyrophosphate synthase-associated protein 2. Gene Ontology annotation, molecular function: ribose phosphate diphosphokinase activity; magnesium ion binding; ATP binding. NCBI's taxonomy places the organism in Eukaryota, Metazoa, Cnidaria, Anthozoa, Scleractinia, Pocilloporidae. Gene Ontology annotation, cellular component: ribose phosphate diphosphokinase complex; cytoplasm. Gene Ontology annotation, biological process: purine nucleotide biosynthetic process; 5-phosphoribose 1-diphosphate biosynthetic process. The record is from RefSeq and is a predicted model, not a curated record.
UUUAUGACUGGGGAAACUGAUUUCCACGUUUUUCAUGUGUACAUAUCUAGUCCUUACAUUGAUCGGGGGUUACUUUCCUCCACUCAAACUUCAAGCAUCUUGAGAGACGCCUCACGAUGAAUCCCAGUCAGAGUGGUAUAAUUGUUUUUUCACUUAACUCUAACAAAGACUUGUCUGAGAAAAUCGCCAGGAAAUUGGGAAUUGAGUUGGCCGCGUGCAGUGUUGGGAAAUUUCAGAAUCAAGAAACUUCCGUUAAGAUAGGAAUCUCAGUUCGUGGUAAAGAUGUGUACAUUAUACAGUCAGGAUUGGGCAUCAUCACAGUUGAUCUUCAUGCUAAGGAGAUUCAGGGGUUUUAUGAUGCUCCAGUUGACAAUUUGAGGGCUUCACCAUUUCUAGUUCAAUAUAUCACAGAAAAGGUUGCUGACUACAGAAAUGCAGUUAUAAUUGCAAGGAAUCCAGGGUCAGCCAUCAGGGCCACCUCUUUUGCUGAGCGUCUACGACUUGGAUUGGCUGUGAUACAUGGUGAACAAAAGGAGAUGGAAAGUGAGCAACUUGAUGGUCGUCAGUCUCCACCUCCUACGUUAGCUGAGGGACGUCGUUUUGCAUCUGUCAGUAUUGACAGCAUGUCUCUACCAGGAUUUCUUCCCAAAGCUAAACCUCCAAUUAACGUUGUGGGUGAUGUAGGAGGCAAGAUUGCCAUCAUUGUGGAUGAUAUGAUAGACGAAGCAGAGUCAUUUGUAAAUGCCGCCAAGCUCCUGAAGGAUCGUGGGGCAUAUAAGAUUUUAGUGAUGGUCACUCAUGGCCUGUUGUCAGCGGAUGCGCCAGAACUGAUUGAGGAAUCCGCGAUCGAUGAGGUUGUCAUCACAAACACAGUAUCUCAUGAUACGAAGAUGACUCGCUGUAGUAAAAUCAGAACGGUGGAUAUCAGCUCACUUUUGGCCGAGGCCAUCCGCAGAAUUCACAAUGGCGAGUCAAUGGGAUAUCUGUUUAGAAAUGUUCCUUUGGAGGAUUAGCCGAGAUGGCGCGUUGAACUGAGUCUGAAGUAAAGUUAGUUUUGGAAGACUUUCGUGGAAAUUUCAGACAGUAUUUACUGUGAGAAAAUAUCUUGAGUGCGUUUAGCAAACUAACAGCCUCAC